CAAUAUUAAAAUAUCAGCUGGUAGAGUAGUCUAAAACCCUUCAAAUUAAAUAAAACAAUCAUCCCGAAUUGGUCACGACAAAUGUCCUCUUCAUGAUAUAAAUAAGUGCAACACGCUUAAACGGAACUCCAUGCACAGUCUUGCCUUCAGCUAUCUAAAUUCUGAGAACCAAGUUCUUUCUCUAAGAAGAAAAGAUAUGGACGACUGUGUUCGACUCCUGCUAGUAACAUUUCCAGCCCAAGGGCAUAUAAAUCCCAGCCUCCAAUUCGCCAAGCGCCUUGUCAAAAUCGGCGUCAACGUCACUUUUGUCACCGCCUUUUCUGCACUCAAUCGCAUGAGCAAAUCAACCUCUACUCCACAAGGCUUGACAUUUUCCGGCUUCUCGGAUGGCUACGAUGACGGGCCUCAAAUCAACGAUCGCUACGGGGAAGAGCUAAAGGCCCGCGGGUCGGAGGCCAUAGAAAAAAUCCUUAAAUCAGAGGCUGAGCGAGGCCAGCCAUUUAUCCAUGUGGUCUACACCACAUUUCUCCCUUGGGUAGGCCAAGUUGCUCAUGCCCAUCACGUGCCGUCCACUUUCCUUUGGAAUCAACCAGCCACCAUCUUGGGUAUUUACUAUUAUUACAUCAAUGGUUAUGGAGAUUCUAUUAGAAAAUACAUGAAUGACCCCUCAUGGCCUAUUGAAUUACCGGGGCUGCCAGUGCUCACUCGCGGCGACCUUCCCUCUUUUUUACUUGCUUCAAAUACUUUUAAUAUAGCACUUCUGUUACUUAAAGAGCAUUUUGAUGUACUUGAUUACGAGAGAAAUCCUAAAGUGCUCGUAAACACUUUUGAUGCGUUGGAGUAUGGUGCUCUAAGAUCAAUCGAGAAGCUAAACUUCGUUGCUAUUGGACCGUUAAUCCCUUCAGCUUUCUUGGAUGGAAAGGAUCCAUCUGACACUUCUUUCGGGGGAGAGAUCUUUCAAGAUUCAAAAGCCUAUAUUGAAUGGUUGAAUACGAAGGCAAGCGAAUCUGUAGUUUACAUAGCGUUCGGAUCCCUUUCUGCUAUAGCGAAGCAACAAAUGGAGGAGAUUGCACACGGGUUGCUUGAAUGCGGAAGGCCCUUUUUGUGGGUGGUAAGAGGAUCAGAAGAAAAGCUGAGUUGCAAUGAGCAAUUGGAACAACAAGGGAUGAUAGUGCCAUGGUGUUCUCAAGUAGAGGUUUUGUCACACUCAUCAGUUGGGUGUUUUAUAACUCAUUGCGGGUGGAACUCUUCUUUGGAGAGCUUGGUUUCUGGGGUUCCGGUGGUGGGUUUUGCACAAUGGUCAGACCAAGAGACAAAUGGAAAGCUUGUUGAGGAUGUUUGGAAGACAGGGGUAAGAGUGACAAGAAAUGAGGAAGGAAUUGUGGAGAGUGGUGAGAUUAAGAAGUGCAUAGAAGUGGUGAUGGGAGGAGAUGAAAUGAGAAAAAAUGCCAAGAAGUGGAAGGAUUUGGGAAGAGAAGCUUGCAAGGAAGGUGGAUCAUCGGACAGAAAUCUUAAAACCUUUGUUGAAGAGGUCAUGGCUAGUUUGGUAAAAUAAACAAAGUUCUAUGAAACUGUUCUAUUUGAGCAAUCAGGGGUUCAGAAAAUGUGUGGUUCUUCUUUUUCUGUAAGUUGUACGUUUUAUGACUAAUGUCAAUAGUAAAGUGGCUUCUUGUUCUAA
Molecule: messenger RNA, 1678 nt
Organism: Rhododendron vialii
Lineage: Eukaryota; Viridiplantae; Streptophyta; Magnoliopsida; Ericales; Ericaceae
Product: UDP-glycosyltransferase 75C1-like
Exons: 1
Coding region: 131-1555 (474 amino acids)
Molecular function (GO): UDP-glycosyltransferase activity
Source: RefSeq, a predicted model, not a curated record